AUGGAUUUAUAUAUUUCCCACGGAACCCAUGGGCUCAGAGGAACACCAGUUGGGAAACACUGCGCUAUACAUGUACGUGCUACACUCUACGCAAUCGUUGUAACAUGUGCUCCGAAACGUAUGGAUCGCAUUAUAUCCGUGAUCGUACGCACAGCGGUUUCCGGAAUGAUCGAUCGGCAGCCGUGUGCGACGAGAACAACAAAUCAAAUAAACGAAACGCUGAUCAACACCGUAGCGGUGGUACACGUUGGCACGAGUGUACGCGCCAAGACCGUGUCUAGAAAUUUUUUUCGGGAGGGUUCCAAAACAUGUAUACGAAGAAUACGAAUCAAAUUUCUAUACUUCAGGUUCUCAUUAAAUUGGAUGAAUGGAAAAAAUAUGCAAUUUAAUAAACAUCCGAGCGUCAGUCAUAAAUACUGA
Molecule: messenger RNA, 420 nt
Organism: Sipha flava (yellow sugarcane aphid)
Lineage: Eukaryota; Metazoa; Arthropoda; Insecta; Hemiptera; Aphididae
Exons: 3
Coding region: 1-420 (139 amino acids)
Source: RefSeq, a predicted model, not a curated record